AUGGGGCUUUCCAAGACGAACAGGAUCUUGAUCCUGCUGGUCAUCGAUACCGCUUUCUUCCUGCUUGAAUUGAUCACUGGUUAUGCCGUUCACUCACUUGCCCUCGUCGCCGACUCCUUCCACAUGCUGAACGAUGUUUUGUCUUUGUGUGUCGGAUUAUGGGCCGUCAAGGUCGCAAACCGCGAAACUACCUCAAACACCUACACAUACGGCUGGCAAAGAGCUGAGACUCUCGGUGCUUUGGUCAAUGGUGUCUUCCUAGUUGCCUUGUGCAUGUCGAUCUUCUUGGAGGCUACUCAGCGAUUGGUGGAACCUCAGGAAGUGCAGAACCCCCGGUUCGUCUGCAUUGUUGGCUGCUUUGGUCUUGCUUCCAACAUCAUUGGCCUGGUCCUCUUCCAUGACCACUCUCACGGUCACGGUGGCGGCCACGACCACGGCCAUGACCAUGACCACGAUGAAGAGCACGCUAUCGAUGCCGAAGGAUACAGUGACCACGACCACGAGCACGAUCACGAUCACGACCAUGACCAUACCCCGGUCGCCCCGUCCGAGAGCGAAAACACCCUGACCUACUCUACCACCGAACCCGGAUCCCCCAUUUCCCGCAAGCGCCGAGACACUACUCGCAGCUCCAGGGGCUACAGCGCCCCGAACGGACGUGGUUUCGUCAGCGCCGAUGAUAUCCCAGUGCUCCCAGAGCGUCUCAGACAAGGGAUUAUCGCAGCAAGUCAAUAUCGCAAUGAACAAUCCUCGGACUCAGAGGGUGGCCGCGAUGACGACGAGAUCCCAACUGAGCGCUCUGGGCUUCUGCGUCACAGAGAUCACGCAGCCAAGUACACCGAUGAGGAGGGAGCUCCUGUCAAGAUCCACGAUCACCGGGAUGAAGAUGUUCACAAGUCACACAACCAUGCUCAACCUAAAUCCAAGGACCAGAAGAAGGGCCACAGCCAUGACCUUAACAUGCGCGGUGUCUUCCUUCACGUCAUGGGCGACGCUCUCGGAAACAUUGGUGUGAUCGUGUCAGCGCUGAUUAUUUGGCUCACGGACUACGAAUGGCGUUUCUACGUCGAUCCUGGUAUUUCGCUUGUGAUUACUUUGAUCAUUCUUGCUUCUGCUAUUCCACUGUGCAAGGCUGCUUCCCGCAUCCUUUUGCAGGCUGUUCCACCCGGAAUGAGCAUUGAUCACAUCAAGGAGGACAUUGAACGCCUGCCCGGUGUCAUUGGCUCUCAUCAUUUGCACGUGUGGCAACUGAGUGACACCAAGAUUGUGGCCUCAAUCCACCUGCAGGUAGACACGGAGAUCAAGGGCGAAGGAUCGGAGCGUUACAUGCGUCUUGCCAGACAGGUGCGACGUUGUCUCCAUGCCUACGGCAUCCACUCUUCCACCAUCCAACCCGAGUUCGCACCCGAGAGUGAUGUCGAAGACAACGGACAGCCCUCUUCCUCUCGUGGCACUGAGGACGCUGUCCCCAGUCGUGCUGCCAGUGUCCGGGAUGGUGAUUCUCAGGCAUGUCUUUUGGAGUGCGACGAGAACUGUGCCCGUGGAGGCCAGUGCUGCCCUAAGAAGUGA
Molecule: messenger RNA, 1569 nt
Organism: Penicillium brevicompactum
Lineage: Eukaryota; Fungi; Ascomycota; Eurotiomycetes; Eurotiales; Aspergillaceae
Product: cation diffusion facilitator family transporter
Exons: 4
Coding region: 1-1569 (522 amino acids)
Biological process (GO): intracellular zinc ion homeostasis; zinc ion transmembrane transport
Cellular component (GO): membrane
Molecular function (GO): zinc ion transmembrane transporter activity
Source: RefSeq, a predicted model, not a curated record